This is a messenger RNA of Protopolystoma xenopodis, 282 nucleotides long. Lineage: Eukaryota; Metazoa; Platyhelminthes; Monogenea; Polystomatidea; Polystomatidae. The record is from the annotation of a GenBank genome assembly.
AUGGGUCCAUUGCACGAGUCUGGCAGGAUGGAUUUGGAUUUCAAGAACCAACUGACACUAACCGAUCCCCAUGGUCUGCGGCUUACUCAGGAGGCCGGAGAAUGGGUCUCGGUGUACCAAGCCUCCGCCACUGAGCUGGAGACAUGUAAUAAGGGGCUGUACACUGCUCGAUUUCUUGCCGGCACUUUUGGUCUCUUCACAGCAUUAGUCGUGAUCGGACUGAUCGGCUUGUUUCUGUUUUAUCGAAUCCGUACUCGCCUCCAGAAUAUACAGGAGCGAUAA